This is a messenger RNA of Cherax quadricarinatus, 757 nucleotides long. The record is from RefSeq and is a predicted model, not a curated record. NCBI's taxonomy places the organism in Eukaryota, Metazoa, Arthropoda, Malacostraca, Decapoda, Parastacidae.
AAACCGGUGAGUGUCAGCAGCCCUUAACAACCACAACAAGGAGUGAACAACUCUCAACCUCGUUAACAACCACCACUGAGAACUUCGUUAACAAGCUAACAGCUUCAUUAACCAGAUGAGUGAACUACGUAAACAAGAAAGUGUUGAUGAUACUAAGAAAAUUGUCCACACUUAUCCUUUAUUGAGGCACACCGACAUGUCGGAGGAGAUGAAAACGGAGACAAUGGAACUGAUAGUGACGGCGUGCGAAAAACACCAGACCAAUAAUGAGAGUGCCGCCCGGGUCAUCAAGGAGACAAUGGAUAAGCGUUAUGGAGCAACCUGGCAUUGUGUCGUCGGAGAAGCGUUUGGUUUUGAAGUUUCUUACGAAGUCAAAAAUCUUCUCUACAUGUUCUUCGCUGGAAAUUUGGCCAUUGCUGUGUGGAAAUGCUGUUAAUGGAAUUUAGGCUAGUGCUGUGUGAAAAUGCUGUUAAUGCGGUCAAAAACGCUUAAGAUAAUUCAUUAAGUUCGGAGCCAAGAAUCGACUACUGGUACGAUAAGAUUUUUUUGUUGCAUAUUUGUAAUGAGUAAAUCUUCGAAAAAAGCAUUAGUUUGCUAUUUUUUCUAUAGUUUUUAAUAGUCAAAACUAAGCUCUAAACCCACAAGGGUCAUACAGAGCUGUAUAUAGACUUUGAACAUUGUAUAAAAUUCUUCUGUAUAGAGCAGGAACAUAAGACCCUUUAUAUAGGGUGUUUCAUCACUGGUAAAAGGUUCUUCA